This is a messenger RNA of Musa acuminata subsp. malaccensis (wild Malaysian banana), 3034 nucleotides long. Its product is annotated as nitrate reductase [NADH] 1-like. NCBI's taxonomy places the organism in Eukaryota, Viridiplantae, Streptophyta, Magnoliopsida, Zingiberales, Musaceae. Gene Ontology annotation, biological process: nitrate assimilation; nitric oxide biosynthetic process; sulfur compound metabolic process. Gene Ontology annotation, molecular function: nitrate reductase (NADPH) activity; molybdopterin cofactor binding; molybdenum ion binding. The record is from RefSeq and is a predicted model, not a curated record.
GUCCUCCUCCUCCUCCUCCUCCUCCUCUCUCUCUCUCUCUCUGUUCUUCUGAGUGCUUUCCGAGCACUUGAAGAGGACCCUCUUCUCUCCUGUCAUGGCGGCGUCUGUAGACAACCGGCAGUUCGGUCACCUGGAGCCGCGCAAUGGGCUUGUCAGCCCGGUCCGCGCCGUCGGCAAAAAAUUCGGCACCCACCACCGGUCGGACUCCCCCGUUCGGGGGUGCAGCUUCUCUCCCCUCGCCCCUGGCAAAGACAAUGGUACUCGCUAUUACGACGAUGACGACGAGGACGAGGACGAGGUGGUGGUCGACUGGACGAAGUUGUACGGUGGUAGGCACUUGGAGGUGGAGCCGUCGGUGCGUGACCCGAGGGACGAGGGCACCGCCGACAGCUGGAUCGAGCGCAACCCGUCCCUGAUCCGGCUCACUGGGAAGCACCCCUUCAACUGCGAACCGCCGCUGACCCGGCUCAUGCACUACGGGUUCAUCACCCCGGUGCCGCUCCACUACGUGCGCAACCACGGAGCGGUACCUAAGGCCAAGUGGCGUAGCUGGACGCUAGAGAUCACCGGCCUGGUGAAGCGCCCGGUCCGGCUCACCAUGGACGAGCUGGUCCGGGACUUCCCCCCGGUCGAGAUCCCAGUCACCCUGGUCUGCGCCGGGAACCGGCGCAAGGAGCAGAACAUGGUGCACCAGACCAUCGGGUUCAACUGGGGCCCAGCGGCCGUGUCCACCACCGUGUGGCGCGGCGUCCGGCUCCGCGACGUGCUCCGCCGCUGCGGCGUGAUGGGCCGCAAGGACGGCGCCCUCUUCGUGUGCUUCGAGGGGGCAGAGGACCUCCCCGGCGGUGGCGGCUCCAAGUACGGUACGAGCCUCCGGCGCGAGGUGGCCAUGGACCCGUCCAGGGACGUCAUGCUCGCGUACAUGCAGAACGGCGAGCUGCUGACUCCCGACCACGGCUUCCCGGUGCGCGUCAUCAUCCCGGGCUUCGUCGGCGGCCGCAUGGUCAAGUGGCUCAAGCGCAUCAUCGUCGCCCCGCAGGAGUCCAACAGCUACUACCAUCACAAGGACAACCGCGUCCUCCCGUCCCACGUCGACGCUGAGCUCGCCAACGCAGAAGCUUGGUGGUACAAGCCGGAAUACAUCAUCAACGAGUUGAACAUCAACUCAGUCAUCACGACGCCGGGUCACGAUGAGAUACUUCCUAUUAACGCGUUCACGACUCAGAGGCCGUAUACCAUGAAGGGCUACGCCUACUCCGGUGGAGGAAGGAAGGUGACACGGGUUGAGGUGACACUCAACGGCGGCGAGACGUGGCUGGUUUGCGCCCUCGACCACCCCGAGAAGCCGAACAAGUACGGCAAGUACUGGUGCUGGUGCUUCUGGUCCUUGGAAGUGGAGGUGUUGGAUGUCCUGAGCUCCAAGGAAGUGGCUGUGCGAGCAUGGGACGAGUCCCUCAAUACCCAGCCCGAGAAGCUCAUCUGGAACGUCAUGGGGAUGAUGAACAACUGCUGGUUCAAGGUGAAGGUGAACGUGUGCCGCCCGCACAAGGGCGAGAUCGGGCUGGUGUUCGAGCACCCGACGCAGCCCGGGAACCAGUCCGGCGGGUGGAUGGCGCGGCAGAAGCACCUCGAGACGUCGGAGGCCCCGACCCUGAAGAAGAGCACCUCCACCCCCUUCAUGAACACCUCCAGCAAGCAGUACACCAUGUCGGAGGUGCGCAAGCACGCGUCGCGCGAGUCCGCGUGGAUCGUCGUCCAUGGCCACGUCUACGACUGCACCGCCUUCGUCAAGGACCACCCCGGAGGCGCCGACAGCAUCCUCAUCAACGCCGGCGCCGACUGCACCGAGGAGUUCGACGCCAUUCACUCGGACAAGGCCAAGGCCCUCCUCGACACCUACCGCAUAGGCGAGCUCAUCCCUUCGGGCUACGUCUCCGACACCUCCGUCCAUGGCGGGUCCGAGCUGUCCCAUCUCGCCACCAUCCGCGAGAUCUCGCGGCCCCCGGCUCUCGUGAACCCCCGGGAGAAGAUGCAGUGCAAGCUCGUGGCCAAGAAGACCAUAUCGCACGACGUUCGUCUUUUCAAGUUUGCGCUGCCCUCCGCGGACCAAGUGCUGGGCCUCCCCAUCGGAAAGCACAUCUUCCUCUGCGCCACCAUCGACGGAAAGCUGUGCAUGCGCCCCUACACGCCCACAAGCACCGUCGACGAGGUCGGCCACUUCGAGCUCCUCAUCAAGGUCUACUUCAAGGGCGAGAACCCCAAGUUCCCCAACGGCGGCCUCAUGUCCCAGCACUUGGAGUCCCUGACCCUCGGCUCCACCCUCGACAUCAAGGGUCCGGUCGGGCACAUCGAAUACAACGGCCGCGGCAACUUCGUCGUCAACGGCAAGCCGCGGUUCGCCAAGCGGCUGGCCAUGAUCGCCGGCGGGACCGGGAUCACGCCGGUGUACCAGGUGAUCCAGGCGGUUCUGCGGGACCCGGAGGACCGCACCGAGAUGCACCUGGUGUACGCCAACCGGUCGGAGGACGACAUCCUCCUGUGGGACGAGCUCGACGGCUGGGCGAGGGACCACCCGGAGCAAUUCAAGGUGUGGUACGUGAUCAACGAGGCCAAGCGGGGGGAGUGGCGAUACAGCACGGGCUUCGUCACGGAGAGGAUCCUGAGGGACCACAUUCCCAUGGGCGGGUCCGACGACACGCUCGCGCUCGCCUGCGGGCCGCCGCCAAUGAUCCAGUUCGCGGUGGUGCCCAAUUUGGAGAAGAUGAAGUACGAUACUGCCAAUUCACUGCUGCUGUUCUGAACGCCAACCUGCGCAGUGCCUCCGAGGGCAGUUCCAGUCUCUUCUGCCGUAUUCAUUGUGGUCGAGGUUGAUGAACCUGGAUCAACCGCCCAGUGUAGAAUUACAUGUACAUAUGUAUUCUUCCUUUAACUCCAUCCUAUCCAAAGUAAGGUAAGAGAGGACUGGAGAGGAAGAGGGUUAUCUGUAUUAGAUCAUUUAUUGCAUUAAGAUUUAUAUAUGUUAUGUUAUACUAAA